CAUUCUGAAAAAGACAAAAAAAAUAUAUGGUCUAUGUUAAUGAUGGUACUCAGUGAUAUGGUGUCAAAUUACAUUAAUAUUCUACGUUUUCAACUUCCUUAUCUUAAUAUAACAGUCUUGAGUUUGGCUUCAGAUUACAGAUCAAAAAUGACAGACAUAACUCUUAUUUCCUCGAGCACUGUUCGACCUCAAAUCAUAAACCAACAAGGUCGUGAAAAGAUCCAUCUAACUCCAUUUGAUCUAAAUUUUCUCUAUGUUGAUUAUACUCAAAGAGGUCUUCUCUUCCCCAAACCCGACCCGGAAACCCAUUUCAUCUCUCGAUUAAAAACCUCUCUUUCUUCUGCUCUAGAUAUCUACUUCCCCUUCGCUGGUCGUCUUAGCAAAGUUGAAAAUCAUGAAGAUGAUACGGUGUCGUUUUACAUCAAUUGCAACGGCUCUGGUGCUACAUUCAUCCAUGCCGUAGCUGAAUCAAUCUCGGUAAGCGAUCUUCUUCAACCUGAUGGCUCUGUUCCUGAUUUUUCCAGGAUUUUCUAUCCCAUGAACGGUGUCAAGAGCAUUGACGGCGUCUCCGAGCCCUUGCUUGGUUUACAAGUUACCGAGAUGAGAGAUGGAGUCUUCAUCGGUUUUGGUUACAAUCACAUGGUCGCCGACGGUGCUUCGAUCUGGAAUUUCUUCAAAACCUGGUCAAAGAUUUGCUCUAAUGGUCAACCGGAGAAUCUUCAGCCUCUUGCCCUCAAAGGAUGGUUCGUGGACGGAAUGGAUUUCCCGAUCCAUAUUCCGGUUUCCGAGACAGAGACGCCACCACCAAGCAAUGAACUUUCUCCAACAUUCAAAGAGAGAGUUUUUCACUUCACAAAGAAGAAUAUUUCAGAUCUCAAAGCUAAAGUCAACAGCGAAAUUGGCUCGAGUGACCAUAAAGUCUCGUCCUUACAAGCGGUCUCGGCGCAUAUGUGGCGAUCAAUCAUUAGACACAAUGGUCUAAACCAAGAAGAAAAGACGCGUUGCUUUGUAGCAGUGGAUCUAAGGCAGAGGCUAAACCCUCCGCUCGAGAAAGAGUGUUUUGGUCAUGUGAUCUAUAACGCGAUAGCUACAACCACAGUGGGGGAGUUGCAGGGUCAGGGUCUAGGGUGGGCUUUUUUGCAAAUAAAUAAUAUGUUGAGGUCGUUGACGAAUGAAGACUAUAGAAUUUGGGCAGAGAAUUGGGUUAGAAAUAUGAAGAUACAAAAAUCAGGUCUUGGAAGUAAAAUGACUAGGGAUUCUGUAAUUGUGUCAAGCUCUCCUUGGUUUGAAGUGUACGAUAACGAUUUCGGUUGGGGUAAACCGAUCGCGGUUCGAGCUGGACCGAGCAAUAGUAUUAGUGGCAAACUUGUGCUUUUUCGUGGGAUUGAAGAAGGCUGUAUUGAUGUUCAUGCGUUUCUAUUGUCCGACGUACUUGUGAAACUACUAGCUGACGUGGAAUUUCUUGAGAAUGUGGCUAAUGUAUGAGUUAAUUGGUUGAGAUAAUCAAACCGAUUGCAGCUAGAGGUGGACCGGGGAAGAGUCGUAUAAGUGGUAAACUCGUGCUUUUCCAAGGGAUUGAAGAAGGAAGUAGUGAUGUUCAUGCAACCUUAUGGUCUGAUGUACUUGUCAAGUUAUUGGCUGAUGUUGAAUUUAUGGAGAAUGUAACCGUUACAUGAUUGUUUGGUUGAGAAAUAAAACAUGUACUUGUUUGCUUCUAAUUCGGUGUUUACUGUUUACAAAAAUAAAACUAUUUCGAAAUUCUCUAGGCCUAGAAAAAUAUAUUGGUUUUGGGGCUUUGCAUAUAAUCUUAUGGAUUCUGGAAAAUUUGUCUUAAUUGUAAUUUCCUUUACUUUCA
Molecule: messenger RNA, 1855 nt
Organism: Arabidopsis lyrata subsp. lyrata
Lineage: Eukaryota; Viridiplantae; Streptophyta; Magnoliopsida; Brassicales; Brassicaceae
Exons: 1
Coding region: 34-1485 (483 amino acids)
Source: RefSeq, a predicted model, not a curated record